Molecule: messenger RNA, 712 nt
Organism: Brassica oleracea var. oleracea
Lineage: Eukaryota; Viridiplantae; Streptophyta; Magnoliopsida; Brassicales; Brassicaceae
Product: ATPase 1, plasma membrane-type-like
Exons: 5
Coding region: 47-712 (221 amino acids)
Biological process (GO): regulation of intracellular pH; proton transmembrane transport
Cellular component (GO): plasma membrane
Molecular function (GO): P-type proton-exporting transporter activity; ATP binding; ATP hydrolysis activity
Source: RefSeq, a predicted model, not a curated record
AAUAUGAAAUUGUGAAAAGCUGCAAGAGAGGAAACACAUUGUUGGAAUGACUGGUGAUGGUGUCAACGAUGCUCCUGCAUUGAAGAAAGCUGACAUUGGUAUUGAUGUGGCCGAUGCUACAGAUGCUGCUCGUGGUGCUUCAGAUAUUGUUCUCACUGAACCUGGAUUGAGUGUUAUCAUCUGUGUAGUGCUCACUAGCAGAGCUAUCUUCCAGAGAAUGAAGAACUACACCAUUUAUGCAGUGUCAAUCACAAUCCGUAUUGUUUUUGGUUUCAUGCUUAUUGCUCUGAUAUGGGAAUUUGUCUUCUCAGCGUUCAUGGUUUUGAUUAUUGGCAUCCUUAAUGACGGUACCAUCAUGACAAUCUCAAAGGAUAGAGUCAAGCCAUCUCCCACACCUGAUAGCUGGAAGCUCAAAGAAAUUUUCGCCACCGGUAUUGUGCUGGGAGGUUACCAAGCCGUUAUGAAUGUUGUUUUCUUCUGGACGAUUCACAAGACCAACUUUUUCUCAUCAGCUCAUUUUCUUUUCAUCUUUUGUUCAAUCAGGGACAACAAUGAUGAGCUAAUGGGUGCUGUGUACCUUCAAGUUAGUAUCAUCAGUCAAGCGCUCAUCUUCGUCACGAGGUCAAGGAGCUGGUCGUUCGUUGAACGUCCUGGGGCGCUUCUGAUGAUUGCUUUCGUCAUUGCACAACUUGUAUCAUUAAUCGGCCGAUAA